This is a messenger RNA of Monoraphidium neglectum, 339 nucleotides long. RefSeq names its product Thioredoxin H-type. Gene Ontology annotation, molecular function: protein-disulfide reductase activity. The transcript is spliced from 4 exons. The record is from RefSeq and is a predicted model, not a curated record. Lineage: Eukaryota; Viridiplantae; Chlorophyta; Chlorophyceae; Sphaeropleales; Selenastraceae. The coding region runs from base 1 to 339 and encodes 112 amino acids.
AUGGGUGGAGGAAACGUGAUCGAGGUCGGAUCCAAGGCGGAGUGGGACAAGCAGCUCGCGGAUGCCGGGGACAAAGCGAUUAUUGUCGACUUCACCGCGGUCUGGUGCGGGCCCUGCCAGGCGAUCGGGCCCUACUUUGUGCAGCUCAGCACCCAGUUUGAAGACCUGGUGUUUUUGAAGGUGGACGUCGAUGCCAACUCGGAGGUGGCUGGCGCCUGUGGGAUCUCGGCCAUGCCCACUUUCCAGGUGUUCAAGCACCGCGCCAAGGUGGACGAGUUCAUCGGCGCCUCAAAAGACAAGCUCCUCGCACUCUGCACCAAGCACUCCGCCAAGGCAUGA